AUGAAGCAGAACUCACCGUCUCUCCUCCUCCUCCUCCACCACCACACUUUCGGUUUCCUCUCCUGCAUUCACACGCAGGGCUUCCAAAGGGCCACGGUUGUCUUCACUGUCUCGGUGGGUGAGUUUCGGUGCCGCGGUGCCAUGCAUAAUGCCGCGGCGUCUGCGCCGUCUGCGGGGCUCGUCACCUAUGCAGCAUGGCGCAGCGAGUCGGAGCGCAUCGUCCGGCUUGCUCGCAGCAUCGCGCACGACGAGCGGCUAAGCGAGGCACUGGCUGCUUUCACGGGCGAACCACUUGUAGCAAGCGACAUCGGCGCCGACGGUCGAUUCUCGGGGCCGCCUACGUCCUUCUCGGCACCAUUCGCGCAAGCCGCUGUGACUGCGGCAGCGCCCUCCUUUCUUCAGCGAAUGCUGUACAACCCCACGAGGCGCACCGAAUCCCCUGCGGCCUCUCCUGUGACGCCGUUACCAAGAGCUCAGGGGGCGCGCGUCGGCAGGGAGAACGAGGCAACCUCGUUUCUGCAGCUGCUGGCAUUGGCGGAGAUGCCGUCAAGCUCGAAUGCCGUAGGCUGGCCGUCCUCCUCCUCCUCCUCCACAGCCAAGCGGCGUUUUUUUGCCGAGGCGCUGGAGGCCGUGUCCAUCAGUAUCGCCAACAACAGCCAAAGCAGAGGUGCUGAGCACAGCAAUGGCGACAAUGCAACGGCACAGGCGCCUUCCUUGAUCUCGUACUCGCACGCCAUACUGCCGAGGCGCGAGACAGCGUCGGCUCCCACCUUGGCAGCUGCUGUGCCUCAUAGGAGCUUCCCCGCUUCUGCCGGCACGUGGCGGAGUGGUGUCGGUGAUGGAGAUGGCGAGGGUGACUUCGACCUGCACUUUGCUCGGCUCAAGCACCAGGCGAUGGAGCGCAGUCGUACCGAGGAUACAGCCAGCUUACCCUCGCGUUCGGCACCAUCGCCAACCACAGCGCCUUCGCUGUCUGUCCCUGGGAUCAAAGCUGGCCUUGAGGCUGCUCGAGCGGCUCUGGAUGCGGCGGAUGCGCUGCUUCUACGACUGCGUCAUCAGUAUCGCCUCAGCACUUCGCCGACCGGGCGACUGGCGGAGGCGCAGACACUUCUUCUGCGAGCCACGCUGUGUCGCGAGGCGCAGCUGUACACAAAUACAAUUUUGCAUGCCGUGAGCCGGCGGUUCAACAACAAGGGGGGGCAGGGGGCACCCCACCACGUGCCGGGCCCAAGUCGCCAUGACCCCUCCGCCUCGUUGCUCUUCGCCUCGCCCUCCGCACUAUUUGGUGCGACGACGCAGAGCUGGGCGGCUCUCACCGCUGCCGAGUCCAGCGAGCCUCUAACGAGCGCCAUACGGAAAGAGAUCGCCCACGUUGUUCAGCCGCGACAGCACAGUGGACGUGCGGGCGCCGUCGCGCACGACAAGGGAACUGGCGACGGUGCCACAGAGCGACGGGUCUCUUCUUCGCCCCUAGUGGUGUCAUCGGGGCCUGGCACUACCGUAGAGAUGACGCUUGCCGCCAUCUCGCACUCUCCGCAGUUCACGGAGGCACUCGCGCGAUGGCGGCAAGUGGUCGAGGCGCAGCAACGCUCUUUACGCAUGGAAGAGGUGCACGACUACCUUGCGGCAGCACAGCUGUUCCUUGGCGCCGCCGUAGAAAGACAGCAGCUUGGUGGUGGCAAAUGCGGCGGUGACGCACAAAAAGAUGCGUUCUGCUGUGAAUCGCCUCUAAUGCUCGCUGCUCACGGUGUAACGCACGUGCUGUGCGCAUGUGGUCUUCUUCUCUCCGACACGCUACUCGAGAAGGAAGUGCCGUACCCUGCCACUGUUGUCGGGGAGAUGGCUGCAGCGGCGGCGGUCACGACGGACAUCGCCGCUGACAAGUUUUGCAACAGCAGCACGAGUGAUGGGACUGUUGGCUCUUUCCUAUCAAAUCAGGUGGUGCUGCCACCGCUGCUCGCACGAGGUAGCCCACACGCCACCCGUGCUUGGAUGCUGCUUGUACAGCUGGCAACCUUUCUGGAGCGCAACGCCUUGCAGCUUCCUUGGGAUAAGAAUACCAUCGCAACUGGUAGCGCGACUUCAGCUUCGCUGGCACAGGACAGCACAAGCAGUAGCAGCAGCAGCAGCAGCAGCAGCACAACACAACCUCUCUGGGAGCUUUCUGCUGCAGUACUGUUGCACCGGCCACUUGACGCACUGCAGGCGCUACACGAAGUCUUUGAGCGGACGUCCUCAUCUACUCCAACGUCUGCGAAGGUGCCGUCGCUGCGAGACCUCUUCAGUGAUUACAUGUCUCCACUGCACGCACGCCCGUCAUCGCUGCCUGCCUCGGGUGCACGCGUGUCUUCAUCUUCAUCAUCUUGCUCCCCAUGUCCAGCAGUAGCAGCAGCGCCAACCACCUGGAUAGCGCAGGUGCAGGCACAACCAGGCACACUGCCGCUGUGCCUCCUUUCCUUGCGCUGUGCCAUCGCGGCCGCAGUGCGUGCGCACCACUACGCCGAGGCGCUGCUGAACACCGAAGUGGGCCUGCACCUCCUGCGGGAGCAUGUGGAGAGACUGGACCCGGUUCGCAGCGAUGGGCACGAAGCAGAGCCAAAGGAGAAGUGCACCGAACAGACCAGCACCGCGAAUGCGGCUGUCGCCAACGCAGGUGGGACGGACUACCGGCGGCUUGUGCGCUGGCCCGAAGCGGCAACGGCAACACACGCCCAGCCAUCGAGAUCGGCGAGCGUGUCUACCACAAAGAUGGUGGCCUCCGCCGUCACGUACCUCUCCGAUGGCGUUGUGCUGACCAUGCUGCGUGUGCUGCUGCUCCUCCUCACAUCUCCAGUGGCAUCUGGCGAGGCGGUGGCGCGUCUGCAGCAAGGACAGUGCGGGAAGGUCCCGUGGUGGAAACGAGCGACGAAGAGGGACCACACAGGACUAUCGUCCCCUGGCACGAGCAGCCCGCUGAGUCAGCAGGAGCGCAGCGGUGACGAUCCACUGGAGUGCGCUGGUGAUAUUGUCCGCUGCGUUGGCAUCUCCCUCAUCUCUGCGCUGGACACACUGGACACCCUGACGACGCAACUGCAGCUACUCGAGCGCUACGUCAUCGCACCGAAAUACCCCACAGCACGGCUCUGUGCUGCAUCAGCGACACCGGCCGGGCUGCCCGACACGGAGCUGCACGACCACUUUGAUUUCUCCGCUAGUGAGGAGGUGCGCCUUCUGCCGUCCUUCCCAGGCCCAGAGCACCGGCUAGAGUACGUCAUUGCAACUGCGUUAAAGGCGGCUGAGACGGGCGUAACUCUGCGUGACACACACCAGCCACUAACCAGUGGCACUGAGAGAGGCGCGCCAAUCGCAACGACAUCCACCACGGCACUUGACGAGGAGGCACCCACGGCACAUCCCUCUUCGCAUGCCGCCGCGGCCAACACCUCGCUGCAGCGCUCCUCGCGCGCUGUGUGCCAACUGACAUCGUCAGCACAGUAUCAGCAAUUAAAACUUGCGUACCGCUCGAGGACACCUGCUGGCCCAGGCGCAGACACAUCCUCCACAGUCGUGCGUGACGCCGGCGUGCACUCGGAGGCGAGCACUGAAGAGCACCAAGGCGACGGGGUGGAAAAGUGCUGCCGCUUCGGCACGCAGUCUGCCGCUUUGGCGGCGCUGGCGCAAGUUGUCCGGGAGCUGUGGACGAUGGUAGGGGCGCUCACACUGCCGCUUCGUGCGGCAUCCACAUGCACGACUCCGCCGACCGAGGCUUCCCUCGCUGCAGUAUCAACGGCCCUGGCAGCAGGAGAACCGUGGUUCGAGGAGACCAUAGCAACGGACAUGGCUACCUCGGCUCUGGUACGUGACUCGUGGCAGGGGUGCGAGAACAGUAUCAGCUACGGUGAAGCGCGUCUCGCCCUCUCUACAGUGGAACCACGAAUGGAGAGGUGUCUGCAGGUGCUGGGUGGGCGUGACCGGACUGUGUUGGUGCUGCUUCGUCGGCUGCAGACCGAGCUGCUGUUUCCGGCGGUGUGUCGCUCACUUGCUUAG
Leishmania braziliensis MHOM/BR/75/M2904 is the source of this 4026-nucleotide messenger RNA. RefSeq lists its product as hypothetical. The record is from RefSeq and is a predicted model, not a curated record. The coding region runs from base 1 to 4026 and encodes 1341 amino acids. The transcript has a single exon. NCBI's taxonomy places the organism in Eukaryota, Euglenozoa, Kinetoplastea, Trypanosomatida, Trypanosomatidae.